Molecule: messenger RNA, 1395 nt
Organism: Orbicella faveolata
Lineage: Eukaryota; Metazoa; Cnidaria; Anthozoa; Scleractinia; Merulinidae
Product: protein FAM98A-like
Cellular component (GO): tRNA-splicing ligase complex
Source: RefSeq, a predicted model, not a curated record
CGCCUGACAGCUUUUAGCAAACUUAGUUGCGUUCAGAGAAGCGUUCUAGCGGCAAGGUUAAAAUAGCCUCUUUUACCUGUUAAAAAGCCUUUUCUGUAUCAUUUCAAUAUGGAAAGUGAUAUCCAGGAUGCCUUAGAAGAUCUUGGAUUUGAUGGUGCACUUUUAGAGGAAGGUGCACUGUCAGUUGCUGUACAGGGAGAAAACCCCACACCAGAUUUUAUGGCCUUGUGUGUCUGGCUGUCAGAAAACUUGAAGUCCCUUUGCAGUAUACAAGAACAUGUUACAGAAAAAGAGGAUGAAGAAACAUUUAGAAUGGAAAUGAGUGCAUUGUUGAAUGAACUGGGUUGUCCUCAUUCCCAACUUUUGGGAGUAAACAGCCUUGUGUCUCCAUCAAACAGGCUGCUUUUGUUAGACUAUCUGUCAUCAGAACUUCAAGCAAUACGCAUGACUGGAGGGGACGAAGAUAAAAUGGAGAUUGAUGAAGAAGCAGUAAAUCCUGUCCUGCAACACUUAAAGGCUAUUUUAGCUGCAUUGAAUUUACCGGAGCCCACUAAGGAAUCAACUGUGUUUGAGUUGUUUUCUCAGAUUGAGACAAAGGUGCGGCAACUUUUAAGUAAAGCUCCUAAAGAUCAUCUUGGCAAUCCAUUAUUAAAUAAAAGUUUAGGCCGCAAGCAGUGGAACAAAGUGGAAGAAAUAAACUCACAGCUCAAUCAGGAGUAUACACUGCGACGUUCAAUGUUAUUGAAGAGAUUAGAUGUGACAGUUCAAUCCUUUGGCUGGUCUGAUAGAGCCAAGGUUAAGAAAGAUGAGAUAUCCACAGUUUAUCACCCUCUGAGAAAAUCUCUGUCAGCUGCAGCACCAGUUAGCGUUCCAGAUAUCAUUGCAGCAAGAUCAGAUUUAUUAAGGUUGACAAGAACAAGCAGUGGAGAAAUCAGAGACAAAACACAAUGUAAAAUCAACAAGGUCAUGAUGGGCAAGGUACCUGAUCGAGGAGGGAGGACAUCAAAUGUAGCACCACCAGUAGAAAUGCCAUCAUUUAAAAAGAGAACAGAGGCACCCAGGGACCAAAGGCCACAAAGUGGUCGUGGAGGCAAAAGAGGAAAAGUUCAAGGGAGUUGGUCUGGUGGUGGACGGGGUGAAAGGGGUGGCCAGGGAGGUCGAUGGAGAGGAGGAAGGGGCGAUGGGCAAGGUGGAGGCCAAGGAGGAAAUCCUUUCGGAGGGGGUUACUAUCAGAGAACCAAUCAAUACUACAGCUGAAGUCCUUUGUUAUCAAUUAAUAAUAUAUGCAUUUUAAGCUGAAGAGCUUUCCGUGAUGCCAAGACAUGUAAUUCAAUAGUCAGAAUACAACCUGCAAAGUAGGAGAAAGAGGAAUAAAAUUGCUUCUACUUAAAGUCA